UGCCGCAAGGGAAGGACGGAGGCGCAAAGCUUUCGUCAGAUCUCGCCGCCCACACGCACCGCGAAGGUCGCGUCCCAUGAACUCGAGGAGGGACUUCCGCAGCCACAGAGCUGCUUUAUUUGAUGGCAUUGAAGAUGGUGGGAUAAGAGCUCCAGCUUACUCUUCUCGUGAAAUUCAUGAGCAGGAGAAUGACCAAGCUAUGGACAGUUUGCAUGAUAGGGUCAGCAUUCUCAAAAGACUAACUGGUGAUAUACACGAAGAAGUGGAGAAUCAUAACCGAAUGCUGGACAGAAUGGGUAAUGACAUGGAUGCUUCAAGAGGAUUUCUUUCUGGAACGGUGGACAGGUUCAAGAUGGUCUUCGAGACGAAAUCAAGCCGCAGGAUGGCUACCAUGGUGGCAUCCUUCAUUGCCGUCUUCUUGCUCAUAUACUACCUUACCAAGUAGGAGCACGGCCAUUCUGGCAUCGGCUUGUCAGCAAGCAGCUGCGUGUCGCUGCAUGUGAUGGUGUAUAUUGCCUGAUUGUAUGCCCCCAUUUUCCACACUUAAUGACCAGAGCAUUGGUUCUCAAAAGAAAAGAAUCAUUGCACCAUCUCAUCUCACAGUGUUUGUUAUUACAUGGAUGGGUGACCCUGGAGGGAGGAUAUGCUGUUGGUGCUGCAUUUUUGUACCAAAUUGUUUGGAUAUUUUUGUUCAUAAUAUGUGCCCUUAGCUUUCUGGGAAUUCGGAUGUAUGGGGGCAUCUGCCA
This is a messenger RNA of Panicum hallii, 746 nucleotides long. RefSeq names its product bet1-like SNARE 1-1. The record is from RefSeq and is a predicted model, not a curated record. The coding region runs from base 77 to 445 and encodes 122 amino acids. NCBI's taxonomy places the organism in Eukaryota, Viridiplantae, Streptophyta, Magnoliopsida, Poales, Poaceae. The transcript is spliced from 5 exons.